AUGGGCCAUGAGAAGGAUCACGACGCUUUGAAGAGCACCCAGGUUCUUUCGUUCUGGAUCUCCUUUACCGUCGUCUGCAUACUGUGCGUCCUCCUCCUCGUUCAACGUAUCAGACGACGACAUCUGGGCAGAUACGCACCGCUAGAGAGGCAAAUGGAUCCGCGACGCUUUUCUUUUGGCGAAAAAGAAAGGCGUGGUGGCGACGAGGAACUAGCUGGCCUAGUGGGCCACGGAGUGCCCUACUAUCCAGCAGACCCGUCGACCUACGGUGUCGCCGGACUCCCUUCAGCCUGUGAUAUUCUGCUGCCCCUGUCCCGUUCGACACAUCUACCCUCGAGUGGUUAUCUUGCUGCUGUUCUAGGCCGGGAACGGAGUGUCAGCACCGCGCAAUCAUAUCAGCAGAUUCAGGCUCCUUACGCUGUUGCCCCAUCCGAGCUGAGCCCCAGCUCGGGAGAUAGUCGGUCAUCCACCGCUGGGCGCAGCAACAGGCUUUUGCGAUCUGGAUCUCUUGGAUCUUGCAUUGAGACCGCCGAUCGACCGGUUGGGUCACAGACGCUCGACGUGCAAGAAUUUUCCGGGAUGGCGGCCCCAGAACGGACAUGUUCUGUCCUGAAGCGCAACCAGGUUGUCCAUCACCUCUACGACGUGGAUGAAGGAGGCGUUCGCACGUAUAAACGGACCAUGCUCCAGUACAACUAA
Messenger RNA from Aspergillus bombycis, 699 nucleotides. RefSeq lists its product as uncharacterized. Lineage: Eukaryota; Fungi; Ascomycota; Eurotiomycetes; Eurotiales; Aspergillaceae. The record is from RefSeq and is a predicted model, not a curated record. The transcript has a single exon. The coding region runs from base 1 to 699 and encodes 232 amino acids.